CGGAAGCUCAACCUGCUAACUCCUCUUCUGCCUGCAGUGGUGCAUGUGAAAUGCAUGACACAGCACUCCCUUGAAAAAGUCGCAACAUCGGUGCGCUGCAGGGGGAUCGAGCUCCCGAACACACCCUGCUGCAUCCCGCAGAGCAUCCGCACUCAUAGCAGGCUCGGUGGUCCAUUAAAGCUACUUGUACUCAGUGUAUACUGGGAAAAAGACGAGAAGCUUCUGUAGCACAGCUCAGCAGCAGGAUGGCGCAUGAUGACAAAGAUCCGAUGCCUCCAGCAGGGACCCUCUCUGCAGGACAGCUGCAAUCCCUCCUCAAGAUGGAACCCAAGACUCUGGGGGCAAUCCAGAUUGUUAUUGGGGUUUUGAUUCUUUGUCUGAGCGCCUCCGUGCUCCAGAUUCACGAAGUCCACUUUACAGGAGAUGUGGCUCUCUUCCUGAUCGUUGUCAUUCAGGUGACCUUGUCUGGUUCAGUGCUGGUCCACAGUGGGAGGAGACCUACUCUGUUUUGGGUGAAAUGUGUCCUGGUGCUGCAUCUCAUCAGUGCUGCGUUUGCCACGGCUGCCCUGGGUCUAAUGUCCAAACACCUCCCCUACCGCCAGGACUCUUACCACUGCGAACACUGCCGUAAACUGGAGCUACAUGCUGUGCAACAUUGUUUCAGGAAAUGCACCGGGCUGAUCGAGCAAAAGUGUAAACUAUUGAUUGAUGGGAUUCUGGGAACACUAGUGAUCUUCUUGGUGCUUGAGCUGCUAAUCUGCAUCACUGCCAUGCUGUUUGGACUCAGUGUCCUAGCUGCUGGUGGCAGCCAGGCUCCCAGCCCGAGACCUGUCUAUCCACAAACUCGCCCCCCACCUGUUCCAGCUGUGCAGGCUGUUCAAGCCACUCAAGCUGUUCCAGCUGCAGCUGCAGCUGAGCCAUCUCAGCAGGUGGCUGUAGUUGUGACAGAACCAGAUUCAGAACAGGUGGAGGAGAUUUCCACUCCACCCACUGAACCCCAGGUGGAGCCAAUGGAGUCUGUGGCCUCAGAACCCUGAACACAGCACACAUUGCUCACUGUGGUGUCAUGUCAGUCGCAAGAGGUGGAGGAAAUUUGAAUGUCAACAGGGAAACCAUAUUCCAUAUGUUGUGCAUUUGAAGAAUAAAUGUUUUACAUCUUUCUGGCAUGUCAUGAACACAGUAUCAGUGUCAGCACUGCUGUACCUACAGUGUAGUAUGUUGUAGUUGUGAAAUGGAUCAAUGUUAUAACUAAUGUUGACAUAUUCUUGAAAAAUUAAGCCACUCCAGUAUAAGCAGAUUCAAUAUGUAACCUGAUACUAUUUUUAAAACCUCUGACCUGAUGUGUCUGACUGUUAAAGUUACAUAUUUUUGUUGCUGUUUGACUGUAAAUUUUUAUUCAGCCUAAGCCAUUUGAAAGUGGUCUAAAGGCCACUACAAACCUAUUGAAUGAAAAAGUACUACAGCAGCUGAUCUACUGUUAGCUAUCCAUUCAUUGUUGAAUUGAAUGUUAGGUUAUCAAAACUUUAAUUGAUUUUGUACAUAUGAUGGAAUAAAGCUGUGAACUAUAAAGAAAAAAAGUGGCUAGUAUCAGAGUUGCAGAAGCAAAGAUUUUAGCCCAUUGUACUGUAUGUGUCAAGCUCUAAAAACAUCAAAUAUAAUGCUGUCUUAGACUGUCCCAGCCUGGUAAAUAACCCCUCUUGCUCUGCUUGUAACUCAGGGUUGCUGGUAUCUAAGCUCCAGCUGCUACUGCACUGAAAUGUUCUGCAGUGAGAACUCAGAGAGAAAUGUCUCUAAAAAUAUCCUCGUGAUAAUGGCUGUACUCAUCAUUGUUUUUAGCAAAUUGGGCACAAAGAUGAGGUUUUCAUAAAAUGCAAGCAGAUGGAACUCGUGACGAUACAAAUCCUGAAGUCCAGACCACAGACGUGUAGCCGCAGUUACUUUUGUAGCUCAAAUGUACCUGACACUGCUUUCAUGUAUGGCUUGUUAGUAUUGUUUAUGGAAACACUGGAUUAACUGUAAAUGUAUGAAGAUUUUAA
Molecule: messenger RNA, 2036 nt
Organism: Archocentrus centrarchus (flier cichlid)
Lineage: Eukaryota; Metazoa; Chordata; Actinopteri; Cichliformes; Cichlidae
Product: membrane-spanning 4-domains subfamily A member 15-like
Exons: 9
Coding region: 246-1037 (263 amino acids)
Cellular component (GO): membrane
Source: RefSeq, a predicted model, not a curated record